Messenger RNA from Trifolium pratense (red clover), 2803 nucleotides. RefSeq names its product mechanosensitive ion channel protein 10-like. Gene Ontology annotation, molecular function: mechanosensitive monoatomic ion channel activity. The record is from RefSeq and is a predicted model, not a curated record. Lineage: Eukaryota; Viridiplantae; Streptophyta; Magnoliopsida; Fabales; Fabaceae. The coding region runs from base 188 to 2506 and encodes 772 amino acids. Gene Ontology annotation, biological process: transmembrane transport; detection of mechanical stimulus; monoatomic anion transport. The transcript has 6 exons. Gene Ontology annotation, cellular component: plasma membrane.
GCAGAAGUGAUAUUGUUGGUUAUUUUUUUGAACAAAAUUUAGAAGUAGUGGUACCAUUGGAGUUCUAAAUCCUAGUUUAACAUUUUUCUUUUCUGCUCUAAGAUUUGGGUCUUACAAUUUGUGCUGUCUACCCCCAAGCAUCGCCGUUCUUGUUGACCCAUUUUGUCUAUGUAUAAGGUUGUUAUGAAUGGAUGGUAAUAAGCAUCAUCAAGGUGGUGAAGUAAGCAUGACUGAGAAGAAAAGAGAAGAGGUGGUGGUGGCAAUUUCAAAUGUGGGUGGAGAAACCCAUUACAAUGACCAUGAUCAUGAGUUGAAAGGGGUUGAAUAUUCGCCUCGUUACGCUUCAAAGUCACCACCUUUAAACUGUGCUUCCCCUGAGAUAAGGUUCAUCCCAAGCCCAAAUAAGCCCCCAAAAAUUCCAACUACAAAUGAAAACCUUACUCCAAGAAAAAAUCUUGCAAGAUCAGUGUAUUCCAAGCCCAAAUCAAGAUUUGGUGAACAACCUUACCCUAUUGAUGAGACCCUUUUAGAAGAGAAUGUUACUUCAACUUUCCAAGAACAAUUAGCUGUUAGUUCACCUUAUAGGAACUCAUUCAAUAAAGCAGCACAGUCACCUAAUAACAAAUCUGGAACGGUUAAUAGAAGCAUUUCGAUUACGUCUGUCGUCACUCCUAGGACGCCUUUGAUGGCAUCUCCAGGUCCUGCUGGUGAGGAUGAUUUUGAUGAAAUCAUUUACAGGAAAGUUGAAUUAAGUAAAGGCAAGCGAAAGAGACUAACGACUAAGGUUUUGAUUGAAUUGUUCGUGUUUGUGUGCAUUGCGGGUAGCUUGGUGGCUAGCUUAACUAUUGAGGAACUGAGAAGGACACAGAUUUGGAGUUUAGCGCUUUGGAGGUGGUGUAUGCUUGCGAUGGUGACCUUUUGUGGCAUGUUAGUUACCAAAUGGUUCAUGCACAUUGUUGUUUUCUUGAUUGAAAUGAACUUCUUGUUGAAGAAAAAGGUGCUUUAUUUUGUCCAUGGACUGAAGAAAUGUGUUCAGGUUUUCAUUUGGAUCGGUUUGGUUCUUCUCACAUGGGUGCUUUUUAUCAAUCGCGGGGUUGAAAGAUCUAAAUUGGCAGCAAAGAUUUUGGAUGGUGUAACAUGGACUCUUGUUUCCCUUCUCAUAGGAGCAUUUUUGUGGGUUAUAAAGACAUUGUUGCUUAAGAUUUUGGCAUCGAAUUUCCAUGUCAAAUCUUUCUUUGAUCGAAUUCAAGAAUCAAUCUUCCAUCAGUAUGUUCUGCAGACUCUCUCCGGGCCUCCACUUAUGGAAGAGGCUGAGAAAGUCGGUGGAUCUCAAAGUAUAGGCCAUUUUAGUUUCAGGAGUACAAUUGGUAAAGGUGGCACAAAGAAAGAGGUUAUUGAUAUGGCAAAGCUUCACAGGAUGAAGCAAGAGAAAGUUUCCUCGUGGACUAUGAAGAUUUUGGUAGAUGCAGUGAUGAAUUCAAGGCUGUCCACAAUCUCUAAUUCACUAGAUGAAACUUUUUAUGAUGUAGACAAUGAACAAACUGAUAAAGAAAUUACUAAUGAGAUGGAAGCAACUGCUGCUGCCUAUUACAUUUUCAGGAAUGUUGCUGCUUCCCCUAGUUGCAAGGACAUCGAUGAGGAUGAACUACGUCGAUUCAUGAUUAAGGAAGAAGUUCCUUUCGUAUUUCCCCUACUGGCACAGCCAGAGACAGGGGUAAUCACCAGAAAGUCUCUAGCAAAUUGGGUGUUGAAGGUAUAUCAAGAACGUAGAGCACUCGCACACGCCUUAUGCGAUACUAAAACAGCUGUUAAACAAUUAAACAAGCUCGUGACAGGAGUCCUAGCACUGGUGACCAUAGUAGUAUGGCUUCUUCUGAUGGAGAUUGCAACAACAAAAGUACUUGUAUUCCUCUCAUCACAGCUGGUACUUGCAGCUUUCAUGUUUGGAAACACAUGCAAGAAUAUAUUCGAAGCCAUCAUCUUUGUUUUUGUAAUGCACCCAUUUGAUGUCGGUGAUCGAUGUGUUAUAGAUGGUGUUGAGCUACUGGUUGAAGAAAUGAAUAUACUGACAACAGUAUUCUUGAAGCUUAGCAAUGAAAAGCUGUAUUAUCCAAACUCUGUCCUCGCCACAAAACCAAUUAGCAAUUAUUACAGAAGCCCAAAUAUGGGUGACAGUGUAGAGUUCUCGGUUGAUUUUACGACACCAGUAGAGAAAAUUGGAGCACUAAAAGAAAAAGUAAAGAGGUACUUGGAGAAGAAUCCACAAUACUGGCAUCCUAAUUUUGGCUUGGUAGUGAAGGAGAUUGAAAAUGUAAAUAAGAUUAAGAUGGGUGUUUAUGUGACUCACACAAUGAACUUUCAAGAAUUUGCGGAGAAGAACAAGCGGAGAAGUGAACUAGUGAUGGAAGUAAAGAAAAUAUUUGAAGAGCUCAAUAUCAGAUACAACCUUAUUCCACAAGGUGUUCAUCUCAGACACAUCGAAUCUGAUACGAGUUAUGUCAGAUGACGAUUCUUUCUCACUGUUAUGCAACUGCAUAUGUAUGUGCUCUUUUUGUUUCUUUGAUCUCUGCCAAAUACCAUCAGCUAUUUUUCUUUGGUUGCAUUUAUUCAUAAAUCAUGAGUGUUAUGAUUGGUUCUAUAUAUUAUUAUUAGAUUAUGUAUUCAAGACGUCUUAUGUACCAACGUUGAAGUUGAUCCAAUGUAAAAUGUAACGAAUUUGAUUGGCUGUAACGAAUGUGGUUCUAUGGUUGAACUUUGUCCCUUGUGUCUGGCUAUAGUUUGAUUGGCUCAGCAUUAUUCCUGA